This is a messenger RNA of Cherax quadricarinatus, 3631 nucleotides long. The record is from RefSeq and is a predicted model, not a curated record. NCBI's taxonomy places the organism in Eukaryota, Metazoa, Arthropoda, Malacostraca, Decapoda, Parastacidae.
UCCCUGUCGUGACGUCACCAGUAUUUACAUGGACGGGGUUGUGGUGGUCGUCGUCCUUCACGAUGAUCACUAAUUUGUUUAACAAGGGUUUGCUGCAGGUUAUAUUCCCUCACUAGAGAAGUAUGUUUUCUUGCUUUACCAGUAUUGGGGUGUGAGGAAGGUCCAGGCAGCAGAACUUCAGCAGCAGCUUUACAGAUAUACUUCAGCUAUGAUGCUUCAGAGUUAUGUCACAGCACUUAAAGAAAAAUGAAUUUUCGACAGAGGAUGGCAUGGCUCUGCCUUGCAUUUUACUUGGCAUCCUCAGUAGCAGUUGUAUACUAUUUUCUAGAUAUUGCUGAUCAGUAUGCUUUAUUUUCCCUGGAGCAUUCAAAAUUGCAUCAUUCAACAGAUUCUAAUGUGCCAUCUUGGCAGUUUUGGCAACACAUUGGAGACAUUCCAUUUUCUAUUUUAGUUAUUUUAUUAGCUGUUCCAUAUUUUCAGAUUUUUGCAACUCUGUUUUAUUGCACGUUGCCUACAGCAAAUAAAAAUGUAAACAAGUGUCUUAUACCUGUUAUAGGUUGGAUAUAUUUAUUUCAAAAGGUAUUUUCAGUUUUCAAAAGUCAUGAAAGCAUUAAAUUAGACAGUAGACCUGACAGCCACCACAUUGUUAGUGUGUCAUGACUUCUAACAUGACUUAACUUUUCAGCCUCAUGACUUCCAUUUUGAUUUUUAGUAUUUGAGAGAUACUGCAUUCAUUCCUUUCUUAAGUCACUUGGCAUGCAUAAUACUCCGUACUGUAAAUAUUCAUUUCAUAUGUUACCUGUUAAAAGUUGGGAUUUCAGAGUACGAGACUGUACUAUUGUUCAUUUUACUCUUUUAAGUCUAUUUAAUUGGCAGCUUUGAAAAUCAUAAAUAUCAUGUUUUAGAACUUAAAAGUGGCUUUUUUUUCUUAGUGUUUUUUGUGAUAAUGUGUCUAAUUGAUUUUAAUUAACAAUGUAUUAAGAAUUUGGUUUAAUCAGAGCUUAGCACAGUUCAUUUAUGAUCCAUUAUGUAAAUAAAAUUGAAAUCCUUACCAGUAUGUCAAUAUUCCAAGUAAAAUCAAUAGUAAACACACUAACCAUAAUAUUUAAAAAUUAUUAAGGAAAUAAACUAAUUGGUAUUUAUUUGUGAAUAAAUAUUAAGAGAAUUUAUGGGAUGGGUAAGAGGAGGGUGUGAAAGGUUAACAUAACAUGAGAGGGAGUGUGUGUGAGAAUUCAGUAGUAAUAGGUUUAAAAUUUUUGCAGCACUUUAACCAUAUAGGUCACACCACUCAUAGCCACAAAAAAUAUAUAGUAGACAACAUGACAAUAUAUAUGCACUCAUGUGCAAGUGUGUGAGCAAGUGAGUGAGUUAAGUGUUAAACCUGAAAGAGAAAAUCUUCACAACAGGAAGCCAGGAGCACAUGCAAACAGGUGGCUAUGAGUGAGAUGUGUGUGCCUAGUAUGAAUUUAGUAUACUGUACAUGUGAAUAGUGAAUGACUACUAGUACAGUGGAACCUCAAAAAUCGAACUUAUCACAUAUCGAACGCUUUGAAAAUAGGACCAUUUUUUCGGACAAACUGUGUCCCUAUUAUCGAACGCGCCCCUAUUUUCGGACCGCCAGGUACGGGACCUGUCUGCCAGCCCGCUCUGUCUGCGUCCCCGCUGGCACCGUGAGCAGUCAAGCUUUGUUUAUGCUUGAGUGAACACUAACCAGCGCUCUCAUUCACGCAUUUUACGAUUAUUUUGUUGUGUUUAGUGCUUGUGGGACUGUGAAAUAAGCUGCCAUGGGUCCAAAGAAACUUGCUAGUGGUACCCCUGUGGUAAAGAAAGUGAGAAACACCAUAGAUGUGAAGAAGGAAAUAAUACAGAAGUAUGAGAGUGGUGUGAGACUUGUUGAGCUUGCCAGGAUGUAUGGGAAAAACAAGUCGACCAUCGGUUCUAUCCUGUCAAAGAAAGAACAAAUCAAGGAAGCUGAUGUUGCGAAAGGUGUUAAUAUGCCAACCAAAAAAAGACCACAAAUAGUUGAAGAGGUUGAGAAGUUGUUGCUGGUGUGGAUCAAGGAUGAAGAGAUUGCAGGUGAUAGUGUUUCAGAGACGAUUAUUUGUGAAAAGGCAAGGAAGUUGCAUGCCGAUCUGGUACAGAAAACUCCUGGAACCAGUGCUGAUAGUGAAUUUAAGGCCAGCAGAGGCUGGUUUGACAGAUUUAAGAAGCGUAGUGGCAUACACAAUGUAAGACAUGGUGAGGCAGCCAGUUCAGACAAACGGGCGGUUGAGAAGUUUGUACAGGAGUUUAAGGGGUACAUAGACAGUGAAGAAUUGAAACCUGAACAAGUGUUUAAUUGUGACAAAACAGGCUUGUUUUGGAAGAAAAUGCCAGAAAGGACCUUCAUCACACAGGAGGAAAAGGCACUGCCAGGACACAAGCCUAUGAAAGACAGGCUUACUCUUUUGUUCUGUGCUAAUGCUAGUGGUGAUCUUAAAGUGAAGCCUUUACUUGUGUAUCAUUCAGAAAAUCCCAGAGUGUUUAAGAAAAACAAUGUCUUUAAAAACAAGUUAUGUGUCUUGUGGAAAGCUAAUCAUAAGGCAUGGGUCACAAGACAAAUUUUCAGAGUGGGUCCAUGAAGUGUUUGGCCCCAGUGUGAAAAAAUACCUCCAGGAAAAGAAAUUGCCACUCAAGUGCCUCCUGUUAAUGGACAAUGCACCUGCUCAUCCUCCAAACUUAUUAGACCUCAUGUCUAAGGACUUCAGUUUUAUAAAAGUGAAGUUCUUGCCUCCUAACACCAUUCCUCUCCUCCAGCCCAUGGACCAGCAGGUCAUUUCUAACUUCAAAAAACUCUACACAAAAGCAGUGUUUGAAAAGUGCUUUGAAGUGACCACAGACACUAAGUUGACCCUAAGAGAGUUCUGGAGGAAUCACUUCAGCAUCUACAGCUCCAUAAGCCUUAUAGGUAAGGCUUGGGAGGGAGUGACUUUCAGGACUCUGAACUCUGCUUGGAGACAAUUGUAGCCAGAUUGUGUCCAAAAGAGGGAUUUUGAAGGGUUUGAGGCUGACCCUGACCCAGCUCACCCUCUGCCUGUUGUGGACUCUAUUGUGGCAUUGGGGAACACCCUGGGGUUGGAGGUAAGUGGUGAGGAUGUGGAAGAGUUGGUGGAGGACCACAGGGAAGAGCUAACCACUGAAGAGCUGCAAAAGCUUCAUCUGGAGCAGUAUCAGACCACAGCUGAGGAACUUGCUUCAGAGGAGGAGGAAGAGGGAGUGGAUGAGGUGCCUUCUUCGAAGAUUAAGGAAAUUUAUGCCAAGUGGAAUGAUGUCCAAAUGUUUGUGCAGAAGUACCACCCUGAGCAAGCUGAAACAAGCCAUCUCUGCAACAAGUUCAGUGACAGAACCAUGUCCCAUUUUAGGGAAAUGUUAAAGAGGCACCAGAAACAGAGGACUGUGGACAGUUAUUUUGUGAGACAGGGGUCCAGUGACUCUCAAGCUGGUCCUAGUGGCAUUAAAAGACAGAGAAUGGAAGUAACCCCAGAGAGGGCUUUACCUGAAGUCCUCAUGGAGGGGGAUUCUCCUUCCAGACACUAACCCCAACUCCCUCUCUCCUCCUCCCUAUCUUCCAGAUGCCAUCACCAAUCUUCAA